AUGGCUGAGAAGCAGCCAAUGCUCUCAUUCGCAAAAAUAGUGUCCGGGCAAGCCGUUGGCGACGGCUCGUCGUCUCUGCAGCCAACUCAGCAGAUUUCCGAGAAAGCUCCACCACAAAAUGCUCAGAACGACGUUCAACACGACUCCAACUCACAACAGCAUCCGCAGAAGCGCGGCGAGAAGGAGAACGAACGUCGUCAGCCACGUGGCGAGGGAAAGAAGCGUCGGAAUAACAAAAAGGGCGAGCGCCGGGCGAAAGAGUUGAAGACGACCGAAAAAGCGGCCGAAAAGAUUGUGGAGGAGGUGAAAGUGGUCGAAGUUCCAGUCGUAUUGGAGCCAGCUCCGUUGCCAGCGGUUAACGCUUGGUUUAAGAAUAAGGGUGAGGGUUUUACCGAUAUUUCGAAUUUUCUAGGAAAAAUAGCAUAAGAGCAGUCACUAACCUCGCCCAGUUUCAGAAGAAGCCGCCGCUGCCGCCGCCGCUCUUUCGACGAGUCUAGUUGAGCAGAAGUCAGAGCCAGCUGCUCCAGUUGCUCAAACUUCCGCGGCCUUAGCACCAGUCCAGACCGUUUCGGCUCCAGCGCCUGAGAAAAAGAAGGCUUUGGAGUCGGCGAAACAGUCACAACAACAGCAGAUUGUAAAGGAGAAGACGAAGCCGAGAGAGGCCAAAAAAGAGGUUUGGAAGACGGUAAGCCGUUGGUUCGCGGCUUUCGAUCAUCUGUUUUGCAUUCUAGACACCAGCUCCAGUGGCUGCUCCGAUUCAAGAGCCAGCGGCUGCUGCCAAGUCAAGAUCAGAGGUUUCUAAGGAAUCUGUCGAGCAGAAAAAGUCGGUGAACGACCCGGAAUGGCCGUCGCUGGCUAAAGCCGACCUCAAUGGGCACAUUUCGCCAUCGAACUCGGUAAGGACUUAUUAGGACCAUGAGGUUUUGCAAAGUGCAUUUUUCAGGACGAACACAACGAGGGAAGCAGCAGCUCACAGCACAAGACUGUCGGCGGAAAAACGACGAAGAAAAGUUGGAAAAGUGUUGAAAUAGACGUCGAUUACGGAAGCAAGGGAAAAGGUGCGCCGAGAGCCGCAGGCGGAGCAGAGAAGGGAACGAGAAGAGCUGCGAACGACGAAGCCGGUGAGCAGAAAAGGGGUGGAGCGGAAAAUAGAGGGGAAAAGAUGUCAGGAUGCUAUAGAUUCUAACAGCCGGGAGAGAUUGCCAUGGAGACCAGGCGCUGUACGACUAGUUGUUUUUUGGGAACGUCUGGGGGAUUAUUGACGCGAUAAAGACGAUCAAGGCGGAAUUGCCGAAUAUCGGCUUUUCCAGCUAUUCUUUUAAGUUUGGAAAGUAAUUUUUACGAAAAAAUUCAAAAUUCUGUCCACAAUAUUGCCCACGGGAGAAAGCGCAAAAAAUGCAGCUGCUUUCGGAAACAGGAAAAAUUGAGAGUGAAUUGCUUUUGAUAUAUAGGCCAACAGCGAGGAAUAGAUUCAUUUCGGGCGGAUUGAAAGAGCUUGAAUGCGCUGGGAAAUUGAGCAUGUGAGAUGAUGUCAGAAUGCUCCUUUUGAGAGCUACAGCCAGAAAUUCGACUCCAGAGGGCCCGGAAAAGAAUGGAAAACACUUGAAAACCGCUUCUGUUUUUCAGUGCGACGACGAUCGGGCGAAGAGGAUUCGGCGAGCGGAGACGAGCAGUACUGGUAAGUAUUAGGGCGAUUAUUAGCCAAAUUCGGUCGUCGCGUAUAUUUUCCCCAUUUGCUAUAGUGUCCCUCUAUCGUCGUCAUCAUCAUCAUUUCGUAUUCCGCCUCCCUGCUUUGCCCCUGUGCUCUAUCCAUUUCUCCCUUGUUGUCAAAGCAGCGAUUAAAUGUUCUCCAUGCGGACGGACAGCUCGUCCGUCACGAUGGAAAUGGAGCGUAGCGGCUCUCGGAGUCGCCCGCCAAGAGCACUUUACUAGAAGAGAAGAACCUCUUCUCUUUCUUUUUGUGUCCGCCAACCAACUUUUCUCCGCAAACCGCAGGGUUUUAUACGCAUAAAUUUGCGUGCGGCCCCGCACUUUCUUUUGCAUUCACCAUCGUUGUAGCGGCCGGUGACGGAUGGUUUCUCAUCCCCUUUUGCCGUGCGAACUUUCCUCCCAUUCAUCGUCCUUUUUUGCUCGUUUUAUCGUCAAAAACGGCGCACAGGAACGUGUGGUCAUAUCUAGUUGUGUCAUGUAUGCAUCCCAUAAAAUCGCACAUUUCUCCGAAUGUGUACAAGUUUUUCUUCUUCUCUAUUUUCCUUUUUCCAUCUUUGUUCUUUUCUAGAGCAACAGAAGUGAGGAAAGCGAAAAACAAGCGCGCUUCUCGAACCCGUUCCUCUUUUUUUCGUUCACCGAAAAAACACCAAAAGUAGUGCAGCUCAGCGCGCAGAGCGGUGGGUCCUUUUUCUCUGUGGCGCACAUGCACACCACCACCACCACACGCAAUUAUUUUCGGGAGUAGAAGAAAAAGGAAGACGUUUGUGUGUGUGUGUGUGUGUGUGUGUGUGCAUGUGCACGGACCUUUCUCUCCUUUUAUUUAUUCCCGAUUUCUCACGGUCAAAAGAGAGCCGAAUUCAUCAGUUUAGUGCCGAAAAAGUGGUGUUGCUCUCUUCAGACAUCACUAUCAUGACAAACGAAAAAGAGAGACCCGGAGUAAGGUGAUAAGGCUCCCAAUUCACCGUCGUCUCUUGAUUUGUACACUGAUACUGACCACCACCGGAAUUUCCCAAUGUUGCCAUGAAAAGCGCGCUCAAGAUCACCUGUUUUUCUGCGUGAAAACGAAAUAAAUGAAAAGUCAGCGUUUUUAUUUUCAGGUCUCGCAGCAAGGACGACAAAAGCCCGGUGAACGAGAUGUCAAGCGAUCGGUAAGCAGUUUUAUUCACAUUUCUUGGCUCGUUUCGCCGAUUUUCCCGGUCCGGCCAGUCAGUUCGUUUUCGGCCUUCACAAAGGCAUAGUUGCCACGGGCCGGGCCGGGCCGGGCCGGGCCGGGCCGAAAUUUCCAAAACUCCGGCCCGGCCCGGCCCGUCGGCCCGGCCCGGCCCGGCCCGGCCCGACCCGGCCCGGCCCGGUCGGCCCGGUUCAAAAAGCGGGAAUUCAAAAAUUUGAAUUAUUGAUCGCAUGAAGCCAUUUUUUUGUAGAAUUAGGGGUUUUUUUGCAAGCAUCGAACAUUGAAAAAAACAAAUGUAUUUCUCAUAAAAAAAUUCAUAAUAUCAAGAAAACAAAGAAGAAACACUAAAACUUUAGUUCGAAAAUUUUUUUGUAAUAACGAAAAAAAUUUCCGCGAAAAAUUUGAAUUCCCGCCUUAUGAACCGGGCCGAGCCGGGCCGGGCCGGCACUUCACCGACCCGGCCCGGCCCGGGCCGGCACUUUACCGGCCCGGCCCGGCCCGGCCCGGGCCGACCCGGGCCGGCCCGCAUGGCCGGCCCGAAAUCUGGCAAGUCUGCACAAAGGUGUUGUUAUCUUGUCAGUCGAUCAAAGCGAGACGGUCUCUUUCUCUCGUUUUCGUUUCGCAUUCCCUUCCUCUUCAUGCUAUUAUUCGUCGUGUCAUCAUCCGCAUCACAGAAACAUCAUCGAGGGCAAUACUAGUUUUAUGACACAUUUUCGGGAAACCACCGACUUUUUGUAGAAACGAACAGAGGGUUUCGAAAUAUUGCCAAACGUUGGGAUCGGAUCGCAACAACAAUAUCACCUCCAACUAUGACGUCUUCAAGAAAUUCUUCAAAAAUUCGGCUCUUCGCGUUCUUCCAUCCACCAUUUUACUCGGUUUCUCUCCGUCUCACUCUCAUCAAGAUAUAGCGGCCCGCGCGCGCGCUCGUUUCUCCACACUUUUUGUGUGCGCCUUGGGGGUGAGGGGGGCAGCUGACUGACAGGGCCAGGGUCUCUCCCCUCUUCUCGUCUUCUUCGUCGCCGUUUUCCGUCCUCGUAGCGUUUCGCGCGCUCUCUCUCUCUACUUCACCGUUAAGAGACGGAGAGAGAGAGCCUAGAGAGCGAGCGAGCCUUCGUGUUGGUUGGUCGUCGACAUUGGCGGCGGGUGAAAUGAGUGGCCGAUGCGCGUCUUCGCUAUUGACGCUUUCGAUGCGCUCUCUCACCGUCGCAAUUCUCCUCUAUUUCGCCUGCGCCCGCGCGCACACACACGUUGUUUGUGAUUGCGUGUGUCCCCUGUGCGCAAGAAGAGAGGGGAGCGGGCGGACGGAGUGUGUUUGGACGGGCCCUUCUGCGUCCCCCUUCCCUUCUCCGUUUUUCCCCGUUUCUCCCUCUCUCAAAUGUGCCCCUCGCGCGCAAAAGGCAAAGGGCGGUUCUCAUGGGCUCAUCUCGCUCGGCUUUCACUUUCGCAUCCACAUCCACAUCUACAUGAUGCUUUAUUCGGGUCGACAGAUGACAUCGCCUACGCGUUAUGUGAUAAAUGAGCUUGAGACGAAGCUCAUUUUCGUUUUUCUCCCCCUUUGGGACAUCCAAUUAUGCUCGGUGAGCCCCUAAAUUUGGGCAUCAACUGUCAACAAACGUAGCUCGCCUUUUUAUGUCUUUGGCUUCUUCGUUUUCUUCUUAUUCUCCUUCAGAACGAAGACAAAGGGCUUCUUCCCCGUCCUCCUCCGUUUUUUCUCUCCUCCGAAUUCAAUUUGAGAGCUCCCCGGCUUCUCUCGCACAUACAUCGACGUCAUUUCUCCGGCAUCCUUGCCUUUAACGGGCCCCCAAACAAUGACAUCACUAUUUUGCUCUUUCUCUCAUUUCUCUCCCCUCCAUAACCCAAAAACACGAUAAUUUGCAGUGUCGUGGAUUCCGGAUCGAAUGGAAUAUACUACCAACAAGGUGGUACUCACGGCUGGAAGAAGAAAGUAAAAAACGAUUUACCGACGCCGCCGAAUUCGACUUCGCCGCAAGACAGCGAAGAGAACACGCCAGAGCACUUGCCAAAAGAGAAAUCCGCCGCCGCAGCUUCGAACACUGCCGCCGCCGCCCCCUCAGUAGUCGCAAUGAACGGAAACGCCAGGGUAAAUAUGCAUAAAAGUGUGGGCUGUUCUUUUAGUUUCUUUCUAUCCAAUUUCCUAUUGAAAAAUCCAAUUUUUCCCGCGUCCGGUCCUAAUUCGAUAGAAAUUUAAGGGAUCUGCUCCGAACCGCAACGGAAACGGAAACGCCUCGUCGGGCGCCAAAACGGCCGACUAUUGGCACAAGAACAGCGAGCGCAAGGACGACAAAAAUCAGAGGGCCUACUAUCAGAGAUCCGACAGAUAUCAGGCGCGCAACACGAAUGCACAGUCACAUCCGCACGCGCCGCCGAAGCUGACUCCAGCAGAACGCCAGAAGCGCGGUCCGCUGCCGAGAUGGGAGGACAUCGAGGCCGGAGACGACAAUUUCGACUACAUGACUCUGAUGGAGGCCCAGUAUUCGCAGUACUAUGGAGCGCCGCAGCAGUUCGACCACCAGCUCGAUCCGCACUCGGCGAACCUGCUCAUCCAGCAGGCUCAGCAGCACAUGGCCGCGUUCGCGCCGUUCCGGCCACCGAUGCAGAUGAUCUCGCCGCAUCUGAUGUCGCCGCCGUUGGACCGUGACGGCGGAGUCACUUCGCCGAUGCAGAACGGAGAGCCGAUCAACACGUCGAUCCCGUUCGCACCGAUCUAUCACCAGCCGGCGCCGCCACGUCCGGUCACUGACGAUACGCUCAAGGAGUACGUCAAGAAGCAGAUGUAAGCUCUCUUUUCCGAGUUUACAAUACAAUCUUUCCCUAUUUUCAGUGAGUACUACUUCUCGGACGACAAUCUCCAGAAGGACUUCUUCCUUCGCCGCAAAAUGAACCUGGAAGGCUACCUGCCCGUCUCGCUCAUCUCCUCGUUCCCACGUGUCCGUGCGCUUACCGAGGAUCUCAGUCUGAUCAGCGACGCCCUCAGGGAUUCAACGCGCGUCGAGCUCUCUCCGGACGGGACUCUUCUGCGUCAGCGCGAGAGACCGACGUUCUGGCCGCUUCCUCUGAUGCACAGCGGCGGAGACUCGAUGCCGGGGCCUUCGCAUCAAUAUCAGCCGCAGCACCAGCAGCACUACCGGCCCGUGCAGCAGAACGGACCGGCUCUGUCGGCCCCACAGACCGCUCCGGUCGCUCAGACGGCUCCGGCGAGUUCAGCUCCGACAGCUGAGCCAGUCGCCACCUCGUCCUUUUCGGCCGCUCCAGAAGCUGCUCAGGACGAGCAGUGGGAGGAGGUGAAAUCGAAAAAGAGCAAGGGAAAGAGCCGACAUACGUCCGGCUCGCAGGACAACAACAAGAAGGCGCCGGCGGGAGCACAACAGCAGCAGCAGCAACAGAAGCCACAACAACAUCAGGGCGGCGCCGGAGACCAGCCAGAGCUGGAUUUUCAGUUUGACAAUGAGAUUUCGGGUGGUGGAGGAGGUGGCUCAGCUGCCAACGCGACCACUCCGAAAAGAGCAGAGAAAUCGAAGAAGGCCUUGUUGAGGUUGGUCGUAUUCUGCUAAUUCGAUUAGGAAAGACUAGUCAUGGCGAUUUUUUGCCGAAAUUUUGCCGAAAGAAUAUUUAGCAGAACAUUGCAAAGAAUUAGGGAAAUUUUCAGUGCGAUCGAUUCGGAAGAGAUCGGAGACGAUGUGAUAAGCAAACUGAUCAUCAUGACGCCGUCGCGACGAACGCUCGACCGCACCGGCGACUUCUCGACGAGAUCGCAGAAUCAGGUGGAGUUCAACGAGGAAGUCGAGAUCGGACUGCGCAGAUACGAAGAGGAGUUGUGGACGGUCCCACUGGAGAAGGAGGCACCGGUAAGAGAGACCCCAUUCGAUCACAUCUGAAAUUGAUAACCCCGUAACAUGCCCCCGAUUGCCUGCCCUGCCACCCUUUCUCUUCCAUUUUCUGCCUUCAAAGUUGUUCUCGUAACCGUGUUGUCGACCAUUUCAGGCGUCCAAAGUGACCACAGUUUCCCCGCAGAAAUUCCACGAACUGCGCGGAGACGACGUGAAAUCGACGACGGCUUCCGAGCAGCAGCAACCGCCCGAGAUCCCGCCCUCGUCGGCUCAGACUCCGCCCGACUCGGUUUGGACGAAAAAGGCGAAGGAACGCGCGGCCGCCAGUCAGACUGUGGUACUGUUUAUGGAUAUUGUGCACUUUUGAGUUAUUCUCAAGAAUUUACCGCGUUUGAACGUGUUUUCCCUUCUAAAAUCUCCGAAUUUUCAUGUUUUUGUCCGGAAAAGAGAAAUUUGAGCUUUUCCCUAACAACUCCCCCCGAAACUGGACGGCGGCCACCCUCAACUCGCUCUUUUUUCAGCCAAAGUCUCCGAUGCAACGUCGCGAGUCGCAGGAGCAGAAGAUGAACCGCUUCUACCCAGUGUCGAAGCCGGCUGCUCCGCUCGACGCGAAAUCGCCGCGCAAGAAGAAGACGCGUCACAGCGAGAAGCCGCCGGUGGAGAUGCCGGUCGCGUGGGUGCUCGGUCGCGACGACGCGCUUCCGGCCGCGCCGAUCGGGAUCGCCGCCAGCUCUUCGCAAGUGCCGGCCAACCAUCCGUCGAUCCGACUGCUGCAGGAGGAUCAGUUCGUGCAGAACGUCUACUCGACAUGGCGACAGUCGUGUCUGAAGCAACGCAAGAGUCUUGGCUUCGAUUGCGCUGAAAUGAACACGCUCUACCGCUUCUGGUCGUUCUUCUUGCGCGAUAACUUCAACAGGAACAUGUACGAGGAGUUCCGCAAACUGGCUCUUGAGGAUUCUGAAAUUGGGUUAGUUUUUGUAAAGAAAUCUUAGUUUAUUCUCAAUUUCCAGAUCACGAUACGGAAUCGAAUCGUUGUUCCGCUUCUACAGCUACGGCCUGGAGAAGAAGUUCCGGCCGGAAAUCUACAAGAACUUCAUGAAGGACUGCACGACGGACGUGCAAAAGGGAGAGCUUUACGGACUCGAAAAGCUUCUCGCUUUCUUGCAAAGGUACGCGGAUUCUGGAGCGAUUUCCGAAUAUUCACGUCGUUUUCAGGUCGAAAAUCUCGAAGCAACUGGUUGUUGACGACUUUUUGACCAAAGAGUUGAACAAAUACAGUUCAACCGAUGACUUCAGAGUGAGUUGAAUCUUCUGUUUCUCUCAAAUAUUGUCUCUCUUGCAGAAAGCGCCCCAAACGGCCAAGAAGUAA
Molecule: messenger RNA, 8098 nt
Organism: Caenorhabditis sp. 36 PRJEB53466
Lineage: Eukaryota; Metazoa; Nematoda; Chromadorea; Rhabditida; Rhabditidae
Source: the annotation of a GenBank genome assembly